Messenger RNA from Serinus canaria (Common canary), 7116 nucleotides. RefSeq names its product rho GTPase-activating protein 39-like. The coding region runs from base 116 to 3196 and encodes 1026 amino acids. Gene Ontology annotation, biological process: signal transduction. The transcript is spliced from 10 exons. Gene Ontology annotation, cellular component: cytoskeleton; cytoplasm. NCBI's taxonomy places the organism in Eukaryota, Metazoa, Chordata, Aves, Passeriformes, Fringillidae. Gene Ontology annotation, molecular function: protein binding; GTPase activator activity. The record is from RefSeq and is a predicted model, not a curated record.
AGCCCCCGGCAGAGGGACCCGGGGAGCGGCCGGCGGUCCCGACUCGGGCCGCACCACCCACGGGCGGGGCCGGGAUCGGGUUUCACAUCCUGCUUCGCUCGCGGUCAGAGCAGCCAUGGCGGAGAGCUCGGACUGGGUGGAGAUCAUCGAGCCUCGCUCCCAGGAGCGGAUGUAUGUGAACCUGACCACUGGGGAGUGCAGCUGGGAGCCCCCUCCCAACCUGAAGGUGCGCCAGUCAGACCAGAAGCAGUGGUGGGAACUCUUCGACCAGAACAACAACCGCUUCUACUACUACAAUGCCAUCACGCAGCAGACAGUGUGGCACCGGCCCCAGGGCUGUGACAUUGUGCCCUUAGCACAGCUCCAGGCCACGAAGGGCAGCUCCCAGCCUGACUGCUGUGGCCAGGAGCACCGAGGCAGCACUGGCAGCGGUGGCAGAAGCACCCCCAUCCAAAUGACUGUCUUGGAGGAGAUGGAGAAGAGCAAGAGGAAUAGUGUGGCAGAGAAGAGGAAAGAUCCUGCCAGGGAGACUCCUACCCAUUGGCAGCCUCUGCCAGGCACCAAAGCAGCCAUGUUGGUCAAAGUGAACAGUUUGAGGCCGAUGCAGAACUUUUCAAACAGUUCUCUUCAGCUGCAGGGCACUCCAAAGCCCAACAGCCCAAAAUCUCUUCCCAAACCAGCUAUGAAUGCUCAGCCUCAAUCCACAUCCCAGAGCCCUGGACCCACAAAGCAAAUGCCUGCUGGGCAAAUAAAGCAGUCUAUGCAGAUCAAAAAGACGGAGAGUGGUGGGUUUUGCCUGGUGAUGAUGAAUGGUCCUACUUCUCAAACACCUCCAAGAAGCCGGACCGGAACCCCCCAGCCUGCAUCCCCCACAUAUGCCUCUCCUGCACCUAUAUAUGAUGAGCCAUCUUUAGAGUUGCCAAUUUAUGAUGAGCCACCAGUAGAUAUGGACACUGAAAGCAUUUGUAUGAGUAGGAUGUCUCCACCAAGGUCACCAAGCAAUAGCUUAAAAAAGCAGCUGCAACCAACCAAAUUAUUGCAGCAUCCCAGUAUGCAACAACAGCAUGCUGCAAAGAAGCAUACAAGAAAUCCCUCUUCCACUGAGUACAGCCCAGCUGGCAGAGAAUAUAUAAGACAUAUGGUCAAUGUUGACCAAUCUGCCAAACUCUCCCGCUCAUCUGCUGCAAUAACGGAUACCUCCACUAAACUGCCUGGUCAGCUUGCUUCAAAGGACAGCUUCAAGGAGUCUUGGAGGAUCUUGGAAGCCAAUGUCCUCCAGAACAUGGAACUCCACCACAGUCGGCAAAACAGCCUGCAGACUCGGGAGUUCCCAACUGGGCAUCAGGAUUCUGGUUAUUCAACUGGCCCUUCUCCAAGCUUGAGAAAAAGGAAAGGAAGGAGGCAAGGAGCAGGUCAAGCAAGACCUGGCUCUGUGGGCAGCAGCAGUGAGCUCACAGCUCUGAAUGAUAAAGUAAUCGCUGAGAUGCGUGCUGUGGUGGGCAGAUCAGCAGCUUGCAGGGGAAGCAAAGCCAGCCUGGAUGCUGAGAGCCUGGAGAACAGUGUUCCAGCAGAGAGCAGCAAGGUCAGGUUUCAGUCUGACCACUUGAAAAAAUCCAUCAGCCAGAGCUCCAGGGAUGAUGUCGCAGCCAGCAACAUUUCUCUGUACAGACAGGACAUGGAGAUUAAGGAAUUUUUUCCCAGCAGUGUGGCUGCUCCACAGGACACAAUGAGACAGAAGAGAACUUUUGAGAAAAUAGAUUCUUUAGAAAAGAAUGUCACCAGCCAGACAAGCUUGACUUCAUCAGGCACUACGCGCCAUUCCUCACAGCCUGAGAUCAUAGAGCUAGAGCCCAAGCAGGAGGGCAGCAGCCAGCGUGGUGGCUGUGUGGGAUGCCAUUUCCCUUACAACACCCUACGGAAGCCCAUCUCUCAGAGCAGCAUGGCGGAUUGGGCUUCCAAAAACCUGAACAUGCACACGCAAGGCAUCUUCCGACGAAGGAUCUCCAUCUCCAACAUGCUGUCCUGGAAUGGUGGCUCCAUUAAAAAGCCAAUGCUCAUCACUAGCAACCGGACCAUCAAAAAAGAGGCAUGUGAGAUGUUCAAACUGGUGCAGAGCUACAUGGGAGAUCGUCAGACUCGCAUGGACCGCAAUCACGUGGCAUUGGUCACAGUCACCAAGUGCUGGAGCAUGCAAGGCUUGCGGGAUGAGCUCUACAUACAGCUGAUCCGGCAGACAACAGAUAACAUGUGCUACCGAAGCCUGGCAUGGGGCUGGGAACUCAUGGCCAUCAGUCUGGCCUUUUUUUCCCCAUCACCCAAAUUUCAGUCUUACCUGGAAGGUUACAUUUACCGCCACCUUGACAAUGAUGAAAAGAUUGCCCAGCACAUCAAGGAGCUUGUGGAUCUGAAAAACAAGAAGCUCACAAAAUCCAGGAAAAAGAGGAAACAAAACACAGAGGAUGAAGGUCUGCCCAUUAGCACCUACGCCAAGUACUGCUACCGGAAACUCCAUAAAGUAGCCGUCACUGGAGGCAAAAAGGGCCUCCGUAAACCAACAGUGGAAGAGAUAAUGCAUGCCAGGAAUGCCAUCCUCACGCCAUCGCUCUUUGGCAGCUCCCUGGAGGAAAUCAUGCUGCGGCAGCAGGACAUGUACCCAGGGUACAAGCUCCCCUGGGUGCAGACACAGCUAUCACAGCAGGUCCUGGCCCUGGGAGGGGAACAGACUGAGGGGAUUUUCAGGAUACCAGGUGACAUAGAUGAAGUCAAUGCAUUGAAAUUGCAGGUGGAUCAGUGGAGAAUCCCAAACAGUCUCAGUGACCCCAACAUACCAGCCUCUCUCCUCAAGCUGUGGUAUCGGGAGCUGGAGGAGCCUGUGAUCCCCCAGCAGUUCUACAAAGAGUGUAUCAGCAACUAUGAGAACCCCGAUGCUGCCGUGGCUGUGGUGCAGCUUUUGCCAGAGCUCAACAGACUGGUGCUGUGUUACCUCAUACACUUCCUGCAGAUCUUUGCUCAGCCAUCAAAUGUGGGCAGAACAAAGAUGGAUGUGAAUAACCUGGCCAUGGUGAUGGCCCCCAACUGCCUGCGCUGCCAGUCCGACGACCCUCGUGUUAUCUUUGAGAACACACGCAAAGAAAUGUCUUUUCUCCGCAUGCUGAUAGUGCACUUGGACACGAGCUUCAUCAAAGGGCUGGUUUGAGCCACUGGCCCCAUGGUGCAAAACGUUGCUCUGAGGAGUUGCUAGAUUAAGUCUUCUCCUCUCCAUGUAGGUUUCUUCCAUUGUCCUUGCUGUUGUCAUGCCCUGGGUUAGCCCUUCAGCAUUUCCCAAUAUAUGAUCACAAGGACUGGGCAUUUCUGGAAGGCUUGGUUCUGUCAGCACCAGGAAAUCCUUGGGCAUGCAAGGUCAGAUUAGCAGUUCCUGGCCUUUCAGUGUGUGUCAGAGAGGCACAAUCCUCUUCCUGAGAGCCACAAGAUUGGGUGCUUAAUGAAAGGGCUGUGACAUGUGCGAGGAACUGCUACAUGGGGCAGUGAGACUCUCCAUUUCCCUUCUAGAGGCAGAGUUGGCUUGAGGUAGGAGAACGUCACUCCUGUGCUGUAGCAAGAUCUGGUCCAAAGGAAGAUGCUGCCUCAUCAGGAAUAAUCCUACUACUACUGGGCCAGCCUUGUUCACCUCUGCAGACUGUUGGCUGGAGGUGUCAGGGUUGUUCUGAUGUCCCACAGUGCUGUUAGUAGAGGGCUGUGAAGAUGCAAAGGUUCAAGAACUGUAGAGCUGUGCAGCAGCAUGUGAGACUAGCUUAGUACCCACCCACACCAUGAUACUGGGCACAACAGGAAGGCCACACACCUGACAACAGAUAAACAACCACUUUGGCAUCCUCUUUAAUGAGGAGCAUUAUCUUCUGGAGCAGUGACCACAGUGGCCUUGCAGCUCCUGUUCGCUACAGACAGCAUGAGCUGACACCAGCUUAGCUGAGGAGCACCUGAGCCCAUGCUCAGAGCAGCCUUCACAGCUCCAGUUCCUCACACCCCCCCUUCCUAAUGCCACAUCCUUCCCAGACCACUCUGCCAGGAACUAAAUACCAGUUUGACCCACCCUUCUUGCUCAGCCCAGGUCUAAAGAAAGCCUCCAACAGUCAGAAGUGGUUCUGUGCUCAGGUACACCCUUCCAGAAAAAGCAGUGCUGUGUGCUUGAGAAAUGCUAGUACUGCCUGUAGUCAACUGUGGUAUCUAUGCUCUUCCUUUGAGGUGUUUUCCUUGCUGGAGGCCGCUCUGCUGCAGAAAAGUAUGUUUUGGGAUUACUGAUGUAGUGUAAAGUCUGCCAGUAUCAUGCAAGGUUGCAUUUGUGUUUCUGUAUCCCUCUCCCUUUCCAGUGGGGACCUGAGAUCAUCUUCUACAGACUGCAGUGGGGAGCUGAGCCCUGCCAACAGCGAGGUUUAGAGCUGAUGCCUGAAUCAGUACCAGCGUGAGCGUGAGGUGCCAUGUGCCAAGUCUUUCUAAGAGGGUUCCCAGAGCCUAUGUUCAGAUGAGUUUGAAUAAACUCCAGAGCAGGAAUUCAGUUUUGUGCCCAGCUGAAUAAAGGUUCCUCAUACCAGAUGGUCCUGUGGGCCAGGAAAUGUGCUCCCUUGUCAAGAUUAGCUUUGUCAAGCAUGCCCACGAAAUGUGCCAGCAUCUGUUUCACGUACACACCCAUCUCCAUGCUUUGAUGACGCUCAGCUUGCUCUGUCCUUCUGUAGUGCUGAACGUCUUGUUCUUCAGAUGUGAAGCUACUGCCCCAGAAGUGUAGAGACAGGCAGAGGUUACUAGCUCUGACAUGCUGUCCUGAGAUUUGAAUCACUGAACAAGCUCAGGCUGUCCUGUUGCCUGCCAAGGGCUGGAGCAGCCAUGUGGGACCUGCCCUCCUCUUCAGGCUGCAGGUGCCUAUGUCUGUGUCAGGCUUUGCCUGAAGCCACUGAAGUAGUGAUCCAUGUUACUUCUUGCACUCAGCCAGUGGCAGUCAAUCAAACCAUAGGCAUUUGCUGCUAAUAAAAGUGAAUGAUUCUGGCAAGGGUUGUAAAACAUGCUCAUAAAAGACACUGGAUAUUACUGUCUUUGCCAACAGAUUUGUAAAUACAAUCAGUAAAGUAGCUUUUCCUCUGUUCUAAUAGUAAUAAAUACAAUCUUCAUGGCUGUAUCUUUGUGAAUUGUCUUUUUUGUGAGUUUCUGCAGCGUGAUUACAUCUGCAUGGGGCUGUACAUUUCAGCCUGAAUGUCAGUGCUCUUGAGUAAGAUUUGAGAAUCAGCAUGAAGUAAGCACUUGGAAGCCAUGCUUUGGGCUGGUUCUGUUGUUCGUAAUUCUCAGGCAGCUACCAAAGGACACUUAAUGAAUCUUGGAAGAGAAUGGUUUGAAACAGGUAAAAGACAAUACUGCUUUACACAUAUCUUCUGGAGCCUUUAGGGUCAUAAAGGUAUGAGAGAAGUUUAUGGGCAGUUGGAGGGUAAGAAGGAUAUUCUGCUUGUGUCCCUCCUCCUGCAGCUGGGAGUGCUGCAGGUGGACUGCAGGAGGUGGCUGCACAGGCAUCCUUUGCAUUGCCCUCUGCAGGGUCUCUGCUGAUGGAGAUGUAAUUAAUUGGGCUGUUAGGCUGACCUGGUGGGGACAUUUUUAUGUUCUGACUGGAGCAUUCUCUCAUCUUUCCUUGCUGGUAGUCCAAGGAACCACUGGAAGCAGUGUGUUGGUGCUCGAGACUGGUGUUAGUCACACAGUUGUGGAGCUGCAGGGCAGAUGCUGGCUGUGCUACUUCAGCCACACAGGAAUGACCCCAGGCUCUGGGUUGUGUUGCUGGUGCUCUGGUGCGUGGUCACUGUCCUGUCAGACUAGGAAAAGCUGCUGCACUUCAGACAAAGCCAAUGAGGACUGCUCUGUCACACCAGCAGUUUAGGAUCACAUAUGAUGGCCAUACCACCAAGUCUUCCCACCAGUCUGGCUGGCAGAAGCAUUGUAGGUGGGCUGUAGGGCAAUGGAGUGCUGAAGGAAGACCAGGAACAUUGUAACCUCACACAGCUCUUUCCUAGGGGGAUGUCUGCAGCCCAAUUUCUGAGUGUUAUCCAAAGCUUUUCUUUGAAAUGAGCUGAUUUUUGCCAAAUCAGAAAAGGCCACAAACCAGAUGCUUCAGCUCAGGCUCCAAGACUCAGGCUCACUCUUGCAGUCGUGACGGCCUGACACCUGGAUCAGUUAAAGAAGUGAUGGCCCGAGCAGCAGCUGGCCUUGGAACAAGCUUGUGGUUUGUUCUGGGCUUCUGUGAGCAGUGCAGUUGGACCAAGUGCUAGAGGGCCGCUGGGACACAGCUCCUUGAGGGGAGGCACCAGUGGCUUGUCCAUUACCUGCUGCUGGUUGUGAGAAACUGAUGUGUUCCCAUGAGGCCAGCACUCCUGCAGUUUCCUUUUCACAGAGCCUUACAAGAACUUUUUGCUAUGCCUGCGAACAGAAAUGGUAAAAGAACUCUGCUCAUGGCAGCUGAUAGACACCAUGCCCUCAUGUCUGUUGCCCAUGUGCCACCUCAGCUUCUGAAAAGGCUGGGCAGUUAUGGUGGAUCACAGGUGGAUUUUGGACCUGUGUCCUAGAUUGCAAGGCAAUGUAUAGUCUAUUUGCCAUCUGUUAGAGGUCAGUCAGUUUUCUUCUGUUAAUUGGGCAGUUCUCUUCAUCUCUUCCACAAACCAAUCCUCCCUCUGGGGAGACAUAUGUUGUUAAUGGGUCACUGAAUGUCACUGCAUGACUGAUAAAAAUUACAGCAUCCCACUGUGAGAUGCUCCGCUAAGAAGGAGGAGCCCAGCAUUCUUAAGUGGAUAUAAUCUGAGGUUUUGGGACACCUGAUCAGCCUUUUUACUGGAUUCUCAGAGGAACAGCUGCCUUUUCCACUGGAUCUUCAGAGGAAUGCUACACUCUUCUACAGGAUCACUGCUCCACAGAACCACAUCUGCCGUUCCAGGAGGACUGCAGCCACCAUUCCAAUUGGACUGCUACCAACAAUCUGACCAACAGGGUGUUUGGUUGUAUUCUGACUAUGUCAGUGGUUUUUCUUUUGUAUUAUUGCAUGUCUUGUUUUGUUUUUUUCCCUUUUCCUAAUAAAUUGUAUUUCUGACUUGG